AUGUUCACAAUUUCAGACACUUUCCCUGUGUCUUUCAACAAUUUCACUGGCGUCAUCCCAAAAGAAAUUUGGUACCUGAAGGAGCUUGAGGUGCUGAUUCUUGGCAGGAACAAUUUUGAAGUAUUGAUAAAUGCCUAUUACAAGACCAAGAAAGUGGAAGCAGCCAUGAAUCUCUUUCGAGAGAUUCGACAUAAAGGUUUAACACCUAAUGUUGUUGUUUGUAACACUGUCAUGCAAGGGUUAUUCAGUGCAGAAAGCUAUCUUAGUGCAAGAGAAGUUUUCGAUGAGAUGCAAGCUGCAGGAAUAAAGCCUAAUUUUCACACUUACUGCAUCAUGUUGGAUGGGUUAUGCAAGAUUGGAAAGGUCCAUGAAGCAAUGCAGUUGUUCCAUUCAAUGGAAGCUGAUGGAGUAGAUCUUCAUAUAAGCAUGUAUAAUAUCAUCCUUGAUGGGUUGUUUCAACAAUCUCUCCCUUGA
Messenger RNA from Coffea eugenioides, 474 nucleotides. RefSeq names its product pentatricopeptide repeat-containing protein At3g22470, mitochondrial-like. The transcript is spliced from 2 exons. NCBI's taxonomy places the organism in Eukaryota, Viridiplantae, Streptophyta, Magnoliopsida, Gentianales, Rubiaceae. The coding region runs from base 1 to 474 and encodes 157 amino acids. Gene Ontology annotation, molecular function: protein binding. The record is from RefSeq and is a predicted model, not a curated record.